AGUUUUACAUGUUACUGGGGGAAAAAAGGGAACAGAGUCCGCUAGAAAACAACUUGAGACAGACUAGCUAUAUGUUGUAAAGCUGGAAGGAUUUGGUUGAGGGGCAAAUAAAAUCCAGUGUGUUAGUGUGAGUGAGGGGAAUAUGGAUGCGAAAGGAAAACUAAAGGUAAUGUUUCUUCCUUUUCCUGGUCAAGGACACUUGAUCCCAAUGGGUGAUAUGGCAAGAGCAUUCAGUGGAAGAGGGGUGAGGGCAACUAUAGUCACCACUCCACUCAACGUACCCGCUAUUCGGGGGACCAUAGGAAAAAGCUCAGAUUUAGACUCCGACUCGGAGAUAGAAAUCGUCACCAUUAAAUUCCCUUGUGCAGAGGCUGGCUUACCUGAGGGAUGCGAAAAUACAGAGUCAGUCCCCUCUCCAGACUUCAUACCCGCUUUCUUCAAGGCAACCAGCAUGCUACAGCCCCAAUUGGAACACCUCCUUCUUCAACACUCACCACACUGCCUUAUUGCCAGUGCUUUCUACCCCUGGGCAUCUCACUCUGCAGCUACAUUCAAUAUCCCAAGGCUUGUAUUUUAUGGCACCGGUGUCUUCGCCUUGUGUGCUUCAGAAUGUCUGCGACUCUACCAGCCUCACAACAAUGUUUCUUCUGACUCUGAUCUAUUUGUUAUUCCUCAUCUUCCGGGAAACAUCCAUAUGACAAGGAUGAUGUUGCCCGAUUACGCUAAAACUGACGGGGAAACUAAAUACGCAGAACUGUUGAAGGCAAUCAAGGAAUCGGAGGUCGCAAGCUUCGGGGUUAUUGUUAACAGCUUUUACGAACUGGAGCAGGAGUACGCUGAUUAUUACGAAAAGCUGCAGGGGCGGAGGGCGUGGUACAUAGGUCCGCUUUCUCUGUGUAACCAACAGGAACGCAAAGGCAAGCGAGGGAAGGAAGCCUCGGUUGACGAAGGGGACAUUUUGAAGUGGCUGGAUUCGAAGAAAGCCAACGCAGUGGUGUACGUCUGUUUUGGUAGCAUAGCCAACUUCAGCGAAAGUCAGUUGAGAGAAAUAGCGAGGGGACUUGAGGAUUCGGGACAAGAAUUCAUAUGGGUUGUGAGGAGAAGUGACAAGGAAUGGCUUCCGGAGGGGUUUGAGAGAAGAACAGAAGGAAGAGGAAUGAUUAUUUGGGGAUGGGCACCUCAACUUCUGAUUCUUGACCAUCCAGCGGUGGGAGCCUUUGUGACACACUGUGGAUGGAAUUCAACGCUGGAAGCUGUGUCCGCUGGCGUGCCCAUGGUCACUUGGCCCGUUUCUGCUGAACAGUUCUACAAUGAGAAAUUAGUGACGGAGAUUCUUGAAAUUGGGGUCCCUGUUGGUGUUAAAAAAUGGGCUAGAAUUGUGGGAGACAGUGUUGGCGGUGAGGCGCUUGAGAAGGCACUAAAAAGAAUAAUGGUAGGGGAAGAAGCAGAGACUAUCAGAAACAGAGCACACAAACUGUCAGAGAUGGCAAGAACUGCUGUGGAACGCAACGGAUCAUCUUCCUGUUCCCUCACUGAUCUGAUACAACGCCUUCAGUCGAUUCAAAAUUUCCCAAAAUCAUCUGAAUGACUCGUGUGUGUGGAUAUUUUAAGAGAUUGAUACAAACAUAAAAGAAAAAUUAAUUUAUUUAUGAUUGUAGGAAUGAAAAGAGGAGAAAAUAUGAUGUUUUUUCCAAUGGUAUGGUUUAUAUAAUAUAUGUAGUUAAUGUGUGAAGAGUUUUUGAAA
Molecule: messenger RNA, 1744 nt
Organism: Vigna radiata var. radiata (mung bean)
Lineage: Eukaryota; Viridiplantae; Streptophyta; Magnoliopsida; Fabales; Fabaceae
Product: scopoletin glucosyltransferase
Exons: 1
Coding region: 143-1588 (481 amino acids)
Molecular function (GO): UDP-glycosyltransferase activity
Source: RefSeq, a predicted model, not a curated record